Molecule: messenger RNA, 4570 nt
Organism: Micropterus salmoides (largemouth bass)
Lineage: Eukaryota; Metazoa; Chordata; Actinopteri; Centrarchiformes; Centrarchidae
Gene: rfng
Product: RFNG O-fucosylpeptide 3-beta-N-acetylglucosaminyltransferase
Exons: 9
Coding region: 508-1707 (399 amino acids)
Biological process (GO): pattern specification process; regulation of Notch signaling pathway
Cellular component (GO): Golgi membrane
Molecular function (GO): O-fucosylpeptide 3-beta-N-acetylglucosaminyltransferase activity
Source: RefSeq, a predicted model, not a curated record
ACGGCUGUUGCAGAUGAGCUUAGUGGUUUGAGGAAUAGUUGGUUAACUAGAAGCUGACGGGCUAUCUGUGAAAGUAACGUUUUGCGUGUGUAGUAGAAGUCUUCUUAAUUACGUCAAUUACGCCGAAUAAGACCGAUUAUCUAAACCGAGAGAGAGAAGAAAAGGUUGUACAUUUGAAAAGCAUUGUAACUUAAAGUCACGGCGGAACAAAAAGUCGAGUCGAGCAGUGGACCCCGGUGAACACCGGUGUCAUUUAUAAGUUAAUUCAAUACCGCCGAACCUGGGGAUUGUUUUUCCAGUAAGCUAGCUAGUUGUGUUUGAGUAAAAGCUGCAUGCUUUGUUGCGUUUUCUAGACUGACUUCAAAGCGGCAUCCUGGAAAGAAGAAUUCAAUGUGUCCUCUGAAAUUUCAUGGUUUCCUUAUGAUGGUAUGAGGAUGGGACAAGGUGGUGUUGCAAGUGACUGCAGCCCUGGAGGCUGAUGAACCUGGUCUCCAUUGGCCAGUCAGGAUGCACAUAGCUUCAGUGGGUGUCAGCAAGUUCUGCUUCCUGUUUUCCCUCGCAUUGUGUGGCCUCCUGCUUCUGUUCAUCCCUGCCCUGCAGCCCCCAGCACGCCAGGUGGAUCUGCCUCAGCCCCGAUCCCAAGUCAGACCUGCACGUGCAAGCCCAUCACAGCAUGCCGGGGCUCCAGCGGUGUCUGUCCAUGGUGGGGCCAUUGACUCCGCUGCAGGGCUGAAUAGGAGCUCAGCACGACAGGGGGGAUCCAUUGAGACUGAAGUUAGCAGGAAUGAUAACAAUAGUCCCAAGAGGGUGAUGGACUCCAAAAGAGGAGCUCUUCCUGGAGGAAAGGGCGGUGGACUCUCAGCUUCUAGGUCUCGGGACCUGUUGCAGUUAAAGGACAUUUUUAUUGCAGUGAAGACUACCAGGAAGUACCACAAGUCCAGACUGGAGCUGCUGAUUCAGACCUGGGUUUCCCAAGCUAAAGAACAGACCUACAUAUUCACUGAUGGUGAGGACAAGGAGCUGCGGAUGAGAACCGGAGCUGACAUCAUCAACACUAACUGCUCAGCAGCUCACACCCGACAGGCUCUGUGCUGCAAGAUGUCUGUGGAGUACGACAAAUUCAUAGAGUCUCAGAAAAAGUGGUUCUGCCAUGUGGAUGAUGAUAACUACGUGAUCCUCCCCAGCCUGCUGCGGCUGCUCUCCUCCUACCACCACAGCCAGGAUGUGUACCUGGGCCGACCCAGUCUGGAUCAUCCUAUAGAGGCUGCAGAGAGGGUCAAGAGUGACGGAUCGGUGUCUGUCAAGUUCUGGUUUGCCACAGGUGGAGCAGGUUUCUGUAUCAGCAGAGGUCUGGCACUGAAAAUGAGCCCAUGGGCCAGUCUGGGAAAUUUCAUCAGCACAGCAGAGAAGAUCCGACUACCGGACGACUGCACCAUCGGCUACAUCAUCGAAGCUCUGCUGGAGGUGGCCCUAACACACACACACCUCUUCCAUUCUCACCUGGAGAAUCUACAGAAGCUGCCCACUGACACUGUACUGGAGCAGGUGACUCUUAGCUACGGAGGCUUUGAGAACAGAAGAAAUGUGGUCAGUAUUGUUGGAGGCUUUUCACUGGCUGAGGACCCCACAAGAUUUAAGACAGUCCACUGCCUUCUGUAUCCAGAUACUGACUGGUGUCCAAAACUCAAACUUCACCACAAAAACUGAAAGCCACUGCGUUUAUACCCUGAUACCUGCUAAACCUUUAUCCUACUGCCUCACGCUGCCAUGUUUGGAUCCAACUACGUUUAGCUGGAAAUCCUUCCCACGUCUUUUGGUGGAUGCCAUCAUCCAACGCAGCCUCACCUCAUGCUUUGUGGAUGCGCAGUGCUAUGGGUUUUUUCUUACACCUCUCAGAGGCAGAACUGGUUUAGAGGCAAAAUUGACCUAACUCAUUAAGUAAAUAAUGGGUGGAGCCAAAGAAUGACUAGCUAAGGGAACAUAGAAGUGGCUGGAGCCACAUUUUUCCCCACUAUAAAUUAGCUUUUGAGAGUGGAUUGUUAACACUAACCUCAAUGUUCCUCAACAGAAAAACACAACAGUCUCUCUCUCCUGAGCUGGGCUGACCUUGUGGGUGCAUUCAAUCGUUGUUGACCACUGUUUGAAAUGAAAGACGGACUAAAAACGGACUAAUUACUUGUGUUUUUGAAUUAACAUUAGCCUCGGACCGAGACCAGACAAAAAAAAUGCAUGGCAAAAUAUCAGCAUACAGAUGUUGCUACCAGGUUUGUUAUAAAAAGACACUGUUUGUGUCUACGAAAAAUAGCAUCAUAGCUAAGGUGGCACCACCGAGAGUUCCGCAGUGGUAAAUACUGCACUGACCACUGUGAAACGCACAGCGUGAGACCCUUGUUUUCCUGCUGUAUUAAUCCUGCGGAUUUAGUGGCGUCUAGCUGCAGAUUGCAACCAACUGAAUAGCCCUCGCCUCACCCUCCCCUUCCAAGCGUGUAGGAGAACCUACGGUAGUUGAGAAAAGAGUUUGGUUUGUUUGUUCUGCGCUACUGGAGAAACAUAGUGGUGCAACAUGGCCGACUUCGGACCUGCUCCCUCUGUACAUGUGAAGUGAUCAUUCUAAGGUAAUGAAAAACGUUAAUCCCUAACUCAAACCCUAAAUCUUACACACUGGUCUUUUCAAGGGCGUCAGCAACUGAAUUUGACAAAUAGAAUUCUGGGAGGUCCAUGUAGGUUUAAUGCAAGUGUUUGGUCUCAACAACAAACGUACGUGGGACUACCAGGAGGACAAACACUUUGUCUUUGUUUCCAUUUGACUAGAAUUUAGUUUUGCUCCAAGCAAGGGCAGUGUUGCUGUGAAGGGAUCAUAGUCAGAAUGGAGAGGGGGAAUGAUUACAGAAUAUUUUACAUACAUAUGGGCACAUAUUACUGAUGUAUUUAGACAGACAUGGACAGUAGAGGAUUUCCUUCUUCCUGCCUGUUGUUUAAUGAAGGAAAGAUUAACCCGAUUCCAUGCCUCCAUCCACUGUGGUGUAACUUUAGCAGUAGAGUAGCCGAAUGGGUUAGGGUACUAGCCAAGCUACAGAAGUAACGUCAGAAUUGGAAGCUAUCAUGUAUGAAUAAAAAUAGUUCUGAACCUGCACUCUGCAUGUCCAUUUCUCCGCUUUAUUCUUUUACUGACAUGUUAACCUGAAGUCAAUGUAAAAUCCAGAUAAUUGCUUUAGAAUGAAAGAUUGUGGUGGUACUUUUAAAGAGUCUGAUUUAAGAUGUAUUAGGAGUAUCCUACUUUUUGGUCUCAAACGUGAAGUGAACUGAUAUGUCCAGAAUUGAGAUUAUGUUUGUGCAAGAAAACUUCUGUGGAAGGUUUAUAUGCUGCAUGUGCACACAUGAUCUGUUGUAAUUCUUCUGAUGUCUUCAUAUUCUCAGCCGAAUACAUUCUCCUUGUAUUGGACUAUUUAUAAUAAGCCCAUCUUCAUGGUUUUGCACUACUUUGAUCUUGCCACAUCCUACAUUUUACUGGAGCUCUAAACAGUUGUGGUGUAAAUAUGAGUGAACUGUAUUGUGUUCUUUCCUCAUAGGCUGUUACACACCUUUAAGGCAGAGCUACUUUGGAGGUGGAGAUGCAUUUUGUUGUUGGAGUUAGACUUUAAUGAAUGGGGCCAAAGAUAUCUCUACAACAUUGCCAUGAAAUUUGGUAUGGAUGUUCAUGGUCCCCGGAGGAAGAUUGCUGAUGAGCCUUUUAUUUUAUUUUUUUGGCACUGCCAUCACGUCAAUAUUUCCUGUUGACACAAUUGAGUGAAAACAUUUUAGAUAUGACCGUUCUUUUAUUUUGAAAUUGUAGCUGCAAGCGCAGUAAGUGUACUUGGUACUUUCUUUAAAUUAGUUAGGAUGCCUAGCUACCCUGAGUCUUAAAAUAUAUAUCAUGUUCUUCUCACGAUGAAUUGUAAUACUUUGAUGUGUGAUUGAUAUGAUGCCUACACAUUUAGUGACGUUCCCAUCAGCCUCAGCUGUACUUUGUGUUUUGUGCUGAUUUGUAAAUGUUAGCAUGCUAAAACACGAAUAUGCUUACCGUGGUAAAUACCUGCUUUUAACAUCAGCUGGUGAGCAUGUUUGCUAGCUGUGUAACAUUACAUUGAAAUCCAGACAAGUUAUGUUAAGAUGUUACAGAACAAAUGCCUUAUUAGUCACAACCAUACUGCCAGUUAGUCUGCAGACCCACCGGAUUAUAAUAGCUCAUGGUGGGAAAGAAAGUCCUUGCAGACAACAAUUUCCUAAAUAGUAAGACCAGUGUUCUGUCUUUGGACUUACCGUUUGCCAUUUUGCUGACUUGUGCUCGGAUAAACUAGUUCUUUGGCUCCACCCACUCAGCUUCACCAACCAGUCAGUAUUUCUGCCUGUAAAAAGUAUUUAUGUAAUACACCCGUCUAAAUCUUUGCACAACUACAAUCCAAAAUCCAGAGCAUGUGGCCCACUGCAGGUCGGUGGGUGAGACUGAGUGAAAGAUGUAUAUCUUUUACCACUGAUGUAUUAUUGUGGUGUUUCAAUAAAUAAUAAUAAUAAAUAAAACCUUUCUGCAUUA